Messenger RNA from Sinocyclocheilus anshuiensis, 3059 nucleotides. Its product is annotated as myotubularin-related protein 13-like. Lineage: Eukaryota; Metazoa; Chordata; Actinopteri; Cypriniformes; Cyprinidae. Gene Ontology annotation, biological process: regulation of Rab protein signal transduction. The transcript has 22 exons. The annotation marks the transcript as partial. Gene Ontology annotation, cellular component: cytoplasmic vesicle. The record is from RefSeq and is a predicted model, not a curated record.
GGAUCCAGAAUGUUCUUAGUCUCUUCUGUGCAGUUCUGACAGAGCACAAGGUUUUGUUCCACUCUUCCAGCUAUCAGAGACUUGGGGAGGCCUGCCGUGCCUUAGAGUCCCUCAUGUUUCCUCUUAAGUACAGCUACCCCUUCAUUCCCGUCCUCCCAUCUCGACUGCUGGAGGUGUUGAGCUCGCCUACGCCCUUUAUCAUCGGAGUGCACUCCAUGUUCCAGAGCGAGAUCCAAGAGCUGCUCGAUGUGAUCAUUGCUGACCUUGAUGGAGGAACAAUUAAAGUACCGGAGUGUAUACACCUCUCCCAGCUCCCCGAACCCCUGUUGCACAAUACUCAAAAAGCACUGUCCAUGGUUUUGCACCCAGAUCUGGAAGGAGCAGAUAAUGCCUUCCCACCCCCUCGUUCUGCUCCAUCCAACCUCAAACUGCUGGAUAAGGAGGUGAGGGCGGUCUUCCUGCACUUGUUUGCACAACUCUUACAGGGCUACAGGUCCUGUCUGCAACUCAUUCGCAUCCAUUCCGAACCUGUGAUUCACUUUCAUAAGGCUGCAUUCCUGGGCCAACGGGGCCUGAUAGAAAAUGACUUCCUGACCAAGGUGUUGGAUGGCAUGGCCUUUGCGGGAUUCGUGUCUGAACGGGGACCUCCAUACAGAGCCUGUGAUCUGUUUGAUGAGCUGGUGGCUUUAGAUGUAGACUGCUUUAAGGAGGAAGAGGAGAACCUGGUCAAAUUCCAGAAGCGCUUGCGAGAGCUGUCCGAGCAACUUUACAAAAACGAGAACCCAAACCCCCACAUGGCCUUCCAGAAAGUGCCUCGGCCCACCGAGGGCUCACACCUGCGGGUGCAUGUGGUGCCCUUUCCCUUGUUGGAGGAGGAGAGGGUGGAGGAGUUGAUACAGGAGGGCCUGGCCAAGCAGCACACCGCCCCUAUCAGUACCCGUCCAGAGAGGAAGUGUGUGGUGCCUGCUGGACCACCUGUGGUGUCUAUCAUGGGCAAGCCCAGCUCGGUUUUUAACAGCGCUCGUAGACUGGAGGUGGUCCGGACGUGCAUCGGUUUCAUCUUCGACAACAAGACUCUGGAGACAGAGAAGGCACUCCCUGCGGCUCUUCGGGCGCUGAAAGGCAAAGCAGCACGCCAGUGCCUGACCGAAGAGCUCAGCCGCCACGUGCAGCAGAACCGUGCUAUCCUGGACCACCAGCAGUUUGAUCAUAUCGUUCGCAUGAUGAACUGUGCUCUACAGGACUGCUCCAGCUCGGAGGAAUACACUGUAGCCGCCGCCUUGCUGCCCCUGACAACGGCCUUCUACCGGAAACUGGCAGCUGGCGUGGACCAGUUCGCCUACACCUGCAUACAAGACCAUCCCAUCUGGACCAAUCAGCAGUUCUGGGAGGCCACCUUCUACUCUGAGGUGCAAAACCAGAUCAGAGCGCUUUACCUCACCGCCCCUGAGGAAAAACAACUCCUCACCGCCAAGAUCAAGGAACAGAGUACACUGUCCACAGCAUCCAGUGAGUCAGAACGAACCGCUAUGGACCUCGCAGCAGAGCAGUUACGUGCUUGGCCCAGUCUCAGCAAAGAGAAGCAGCAGGAGCUGGUGAAGAACGAGGAGAGCACAGUGUUCAGCCAGGCCAUUCACUACGCCAGCCUGAUGGUCUACCUGCUCGUACCGCUGGACACCAGCAAAGUCAAGCUGCUGCGCUCCACACCUGCAGCCGACUGGGAGAGCGGCAGCAACAGCAUCCUCACGAACAGUAUUGCAGGGAGUGUGGCCGAGAGCUUUGACACUGAGAGCGGAUUUGAAGACUCUGAGACCAGUGAUGUUGCCAACUCUGUGGGGAGAUUCAUCUCUCGUUUCAUUGACAAAGUGUGCACAGAGAGUGGAGUGACACAGGAUCAUAUCAAGGGUCUGCAUAGUAUGAUUCCAGGUCUUGUGGCAAUGCAGAUGGAGACUUUAGAAACGGUUCAUAGAGAAAGCAGAAGACUGCCUCCCAUUCAGAAGCCCAAGAUCCUGCGGCCUGCCCUGCUACCCGGAGAGGAGCUGGUGUCCGAGGGGCUACGGGUGGUCUUGGACCCUGAUGGUCGAGAAGAGGCCACCGGAGGGCUUCUGGGAGGGCCACACAUCCUGCCAGCAGAGGGAGCACUCUUCCUCACCACUUACCGUAUCGUUUUCAAAGGCACUCCUCAUGACCCACUAGUUGGCGAACAGGCAGUGAUCAGGAGUUUUCCAGUAUCCACUUUAACCAAGGAGAAAAAAAUCACCAUUCAGAACCAGCUACAGCAAAACAUGCAGGAGGGGCUUCAGCUAAGAUCCGCCUCCUUCCAGCUAAUUAAGGUGGCGUUUGAUGAGGAGGUGAGCUCUGAGAUGGUAGAGAUCUUCAGGAAACACCUGCAACGGAUCCGCUACCCACCAUCCAUCUUCAGCACCUUUGCCUUUGCAGCAGGACAGACAGCACCACAGCUCAUAUUACCCAAGCAGAAAGAGAGAAACACGGGCUUCCGAACACUAUCGAAGACCAUUGUGAAAGGGGCUAAAAGGGCAGGCAAGAUCACAAUGGGCCGCCAGUCCACUAUGAAGAAAAACGAAAAGGGCAGUCGCAUGACGUGGCAUGAGCAUGAUGACAUCUCCAUCUCAGAUGAUGGUGAGCCCCCCACCAGCAGCACACUGAAGGCCUCAGAGAAGUCCACUAUGGAGCAGUUAGUGGAGCGAGCCUGUUUCCGUGACUAUCAGAGGCUGGGCUUGGGUACCAUUAGCGCUAGUUCCACACGGUCUAAAAGCGGAGAGCAGUUCCGAGUUACGGCAGUCAACAGGCUCUACUCGUUGUGUCGCAGUUACCCGGGUCUCCUGGUGGUGCCUCAAACCGUUCAGGACAGCAGCCUCCAUAAGUUGUCACGCUGCUACCGGCACAACCGUCUGCCAGUCAUGUGUUGGAAACACCCUCGCACCAAAGCGGUUUUACUUCGUUCGGGUGGUUUUCACAGCAAGAGUGUGGUUGGACUUUUCAAGUCUCAGAACCCUUCUUCAGCAGCUCCGACUUCCUCAGAGACCUCCAGCAGUCUG